Closterium sp. NIES-67 is the source of this 1089-nucleotide messenger RNA. The record is from the annotation of a GenBank genome assembly. Lineage: Eukaryota; Viridiplantae; Streptophyta; Zygnematophyceae; Desmidiales; Closteriaceae.
CCCAUGAAAUGGCGGUCAUUCGAGGGACUUGGCUUUUUGGAACACGAUGCUUCGCCAAAGAAAGAUGGUGCAAGCGAGAGAGUGAGAGAGAGAGAGAGAGAGAGAGAGAGAGAGAGAGAGAGAGAGAGAGAGAGAGAGAGAGAGAGAGAGAGAGAGAGAGAGAUAGAGAUAGAGAGAGAGAGAGAGAGAGAGAGAGAGAGAGAGGGAGAGAGAGAGAGAGAGUGAGAGAGGGAGAGAGAGAGGGAGAGAGAGAGGAGAGAGAGAGGGAGAGAGAGAGCGAGAGAGAGAGAGAGAGAGAAGGAGGGAGAGAGAGAGAGAGAGAGCAAGAGAGAGAGAGAGAGAGAGAGAGAGAGAGAGCAAGAGAGAGAGUGAGAGAGAGGGAGAGGGAGAGAGAGAGAGUGAGAGAGAGAGAGAGAAAGAAAGAGAGAGAGAAAAAGAGUGAGAGAGCCCGAACGCAAGAAAGCAACAUCGAAAGUGCGUGCGCGGUGGCGCAGCAUGCGACCGGCUGCCGGGCCAGAUACACAUUGCCCUACAAAGGUGCCAGAAUCAACGCUCACAUGCGUCAGCCUCUCAACGUUGUGGAACAGCGCGACAAACGUCGUCUCAUCCUCCAUCUGCGCAAGGUCAACCCGAAGCUGCAAAUUCCCAAAUUCAAGUACGAGGGACUCAAUCGCGUCGCAGAGUUGGCGCGUGCAGGCGAUUGGAUGUUUUCAAUCGACCUGAAGUCUGGCUAUCACCACGUCGACAUUCACCCGUCGUGUUGGAAAUUCCUGGGUUUCCAAUUUGGCGGGCACUCAUACUGUUUCCGCUCCCUUCCGUUCGGACUGGCUACCGCACCGUUCAUCUUCACGCAGUUGAUCAAGCAGCUCGCGCGCCGCUGGAGAACAAUGGGAGUGCGUGUCAUACCGUAUGUGGGCGACAUCCUCUUCCUUUGUCAUUCGGAAGCCGACGCCCGGGAAACUUGCACCCACAUUAUUGGUGAUCUUUGCAAGGCAGGCCUCGUGAUCAACGCCAAGAAAUCCACCUUCAACCAACCCAGUGCUUACGUCAACCCAGUGGAAUGAGAACGAUGCCAUUUGCACUACAAGU